Lodderomyces theae is the source of this 855-nucleotide messenger RNA. RefSeq names its product iron-sulfur cluster assembly protein. Gene Ontology annotation, molecular function: ATP binding; 4 iron, 4 sulfur cluster binding; ATP-dependent FeS chaperone activity. Gene Ontology annotation, biological process: iron-sulfur cluster assembly. NCBI's taxonomy places the organism in Eukaryota, Fungi, Ascomycota, Pichiomycetes, Serinales, Debaryomycetaceae. Bases 1 to 855 code for a protein of 284 amino acids. Gene Ontology annotation, cellular component: cytosol. The record is from RefSeq and is a predicted model, not a curated record. The transcript has a single exon.
AUGUCGCAAGAAGUUCCAAAGUCACUCAACAAUGUCAAGCAUGUGGUUCUAAUACUUUCAGGUAAGGGUGGUGUGGGAAAGUCCUCUGUAACGACACAAACGGCACUUACCCUAGUCAACAAAGGUUUCAAUGUGGGUGUGCUAGAUAUUGAUUUGACUGGCCCUUCGCUCCCGAGAAUGUUUGGUGUUGAAAAGAAACAGGUCCACCAGUCCACUCAAGGAUGGGUUCCAGUGCAAGUGUAUUCGAAAUCAGAAACGUUGUCAGGCGGUAGCUUGAAAUUGAUGUCCUUGGGGUUUUUGCUAGGUGAUCGAGGUAACUCAGUUGUUUGGAGAGGUCCUAAAAAGACGGCAAUGAUAAAGCAAUUUUUGAAAGAUGUUGUAUGGAGCACUGAUGAGCCGCUAGAUUAUUUACUCAUUGACACUCCACCGGGCACUUCGGAUGAGCAUAUUGCGAUUGCGGAGGAGUUGCGAUAUGCUCAACCUAUCGACGGCGCUAUUAUUGUGACUACUCCACAACAAGUGGCAACGGCGGAUGUUCGAAAAGAGAUUAAUUUCUGCAAAAAAGUGAAUUUUGAUAUAUUGGGGGUGAUUGAGAAUAUGUCUGGAUUUAUAUGUCCGUAUUGUUCAGAGUGCACUAACAUAUUCUCCAGUGGCGGAGGUGAGCAGUUGGCCAAGCAACUUGAUUUGAGAUACUUGGGGAAUAUUCCGAUAGAUCCCACGUUUGUUGAAAUGAUUGAGUUACAAGAUGACAAAGACAAAAAGUUGAUUGAUUUGUAUCAAACUUCGGAAUUGAAACCGAUCAUGAGUGAUGCUAUAGAUAAGAUUCUACAUUUGAAUUUGGAGUCGAGGAUUUAG